AGACCAAACUAAACCGAUAUAGUAUUGUCUCUAAUUACUCACAACAAACCAAAGUAAAAUCAGGUUAAACCGACCAGAUUUAACCAUCACCAUUUUUGUCCACUAAAUCCAUCAUCACUCAUCAUAUAUAUAUAUACACUUCACACACAUCCACAUUCCUUACUUCUUCAUUAUUCUCUCAAACUCAUCAUUCUUCUCUCUCUCUCUCUCUCUCCUUCAAUGGAAGAAACUUUAGCCACUCCCGACACCACGAGACGCUCUCUGUCACCGUCGUGCUCAGCCGCCGUGAAAUCACGCGCCGCUGGUUUCGAGCGCAGAACCAAACGGAGAUUGUCAGAGACUAACGCAAGCGUACGUGAAGACCGGGAAGAAGAAGAAGAAGAAGACGAGGUAAAGGAAAAGAUUGAGGCGUUGCAGAGGAUUAUCCCCGGAGGAACGGCGCUUGGUGUGGACGCGCUCUUCGAAGAGACAGCUGGUUACAUUAUGUCUCUACAAUGUCAGAUCAAAACCAUUAAAGUUCUUACUUCGUUUCUCCAACGCGUAGAUCAAGAAGACAUGAAGUUCGGAGGUUGAAGAUGACCACACCAAGAUUCAUCUUCUUCUCUUCAAUUCCAAAAAACCAAAAAAAAAUCACUUUUAUCUUCUCUUUUUUUUUUCUUUCCUUUUUUUAUAACAUGGGAUUUUAGCUUUGAUAUAUGAGGAAAGAGAUCUCAGCAUUUUUUCCUUCGAAAUCUUUUUUCUUGAGUAGGAGUAUAAUUAAUCUUUAAUUUUUAAGUUCUGGUUUAUUUAAGUCGUUUCGUAGUUAUGAGAAGUGUUCAUUAACGAGAAUUAGCAUUAAUGUAGCUAGGGAGUGUAGUUACACUA
Molecule: messenger RNA, 864 nt
Organism: Arabidopsis lyrata subsp. lyrata
Lineage: Eukaryota; Viridiplantae; Streptophyta; Magnoliopsida; Brassicales; Brassicaceae
Product: transcription factor PAR1
Exons: 1
Coding region: 220-573 (117 amino acids)
Biological process (GO): regulation of DNA-templated transcription
Source: RefSeq, a predicted model, not a curated record